GAAGAAUGUGAUAUAAUGUCAGUUCAUCACAAAGAUAUCUGUCAUGACAUGUCUCAGCCAUUAUCGCAUUAUUUCAUCUCAACCUCUCAUAACACUUAUCUACUCGAAGACCAACUAAAAGGACCGUCAAGUGCUGAAGGAUAUGCCAGAGCUCUACUCCAAGAUAUGCGAUCCUAUUAUGAAAGGGUGUCGUUGUGUGAAAGUGGACUGUUAUGAUGGAAAUGAUGGUCCGGUUGUAUACCACGGAAAUACACUCACUUCUAAAGUAGCUCUGGAGGACGUUCUCGAGACCAUUCACGCCAACGCUUUUGUCGUCUCC
This is a messenger RNA of Medioppia subpectinata, 319 nucleotides long. The record is from the annotation of a GenBank genome assembly. NCBI's taxonomy places the organism in Eukaryota, Metazoa, Arthropoda, Arachnida, Sarcoptiformes, Oppiidae.